UGCCGUACCGGGCAGCGUCUGUGUGUUGUCUCGUGGUGCAAUUGCAGGGGCGGUAGUUGCUGACAGCGCUGAGCAGCGUUUCUGUCCUUUUCCAAAGCAAGCAAGACCGUGCUAUCGCUCGACAAACUUGGUUUAACCGCGUUGAAACACGGCAAUUUUUUCCCUUCUCCCAGGUGAAUCGUACGACGAAGAGCUGACGCCUCUAGAAGGCAGCGGUGCAGCAAACCAGGCGCCGAGUGCUGCAGUUGGGCAGCCAGCCUCAAUACUAAUUGCGUCGCCACCCGCAACGCAGCCGACCUAUGGGCCGUCCUCCAGCGCAAGAUCGUCCACGAGAACGAUGCCCUCGCAAAUGACACCGACGAGCAAUCAAUGGCCCAGGAGCCCGCUGAUCUGCACCGUCAGCGUAAAGUUCACGAAUGUCAGCAGCAUUCCGGGCGAUGGGCUGUGCGACUUCAUCUUUUACGAGUCGUUCUACCUGAAGAACAACCCGACCGGCUGGAGCGACUCAGGCCUGGACCACUUCCUGAGGCUCAGCAAGAACAUGCGCAGGACGGACGUAGGCGCCUCCUUCUCUCCAGUUGGGGACACGCUCUUCUCCGACGCCCUCAGCGGUGACCUAAACGCCGCUGUAGACAACCUGCGUAGCCGAGGGGUGUACCAUUUCGGCAUGCUCAGCCUAUACGGCCGGUACAUCUCAUCGCCCAAGUUCUUCGAAUGCCUGAGGAUUCUACAGGAUAUCCGCGAGCACGUCAACUCUCAAGUACCUCCGAACAUGCCCACUCCAUUGUUGUACACUGUGGUGGGCGCACUCUUCGAUGAACCGCUUCUUUAUCAGAACAUCGACAGAUCGAAGCAAGUCGUUUGCCGUUACAUUUCUAAACCGUCUACGACAUGGCGAGACUGAAGUUUCAGUGAACGGAUGACAGCUUUUCUAACUUUUAGUUUAAUAGCUAACCUCCUGUCUUUUUAAAUAGCUUCUGUUAAUAUGUCUCUUAA
Messenger RNA from Dermacentor andersoni, 996 nucleotides. RefSeq lists its product as uncharacterized. Lineage: Eukaryota; Metazoa; Arthropoda; Arachnida; Ixodida; Ixodidae. The record is from RefSeq and is a predicted model, not a curated record.